Amphibalanus amphitrite is the source of this 2571-nucleotide messenger RNA. Its product is annotated as SET and MYND domain-containing protein 4-like. The coding region runs from base 199 to 1950 and encodes 583 amino acids. The record is from RefSeq and is a predicted model, not a curated record. The transcript is spliced from 3 exons. Gene Ontology annotation, molecular function: protein binding. NCBI's taxonomy places the organism in Eukaryota, Metazoa, Arthropoda, Thecostraca, Balanomorpha, Balanidae.
AGUGGCUCGUGGCGACCGGUGGGCGGCGGACAGAGGGACCGGCGGAGGACAGAGGGACCGGCGGAGGACAGAGGGAGGCAGAGGACGGGAGGAGACCCCGGCCACUGCUCAGACUCAGUUCGAGAGGAGCAGUUCCCUCCCCUAACCCGUGGGCAGCGGCACUAACUCAGCGCUAGCAGCUCGCACCCAGCGGCAGCCAUGGGCAGUGUGGACAUGGCCGAGCUGUUCAGCCGCGUCGGCGAGGAGCUGCGCACCCAGGAGGGCAGCCGGAUCCACCGGCAGCUGCGCGAGGCUACCAGCGGCUCUGGUCGGCUGGCCGCCCUGCUGCAGCUCUCCGCCAUGGCCGAGGCGACACCCCAGGGCCCCGGUCGGCUGGACAAGUCGCGGCCGGCCGCCACCGAGUGGCUGCUGCGCGAGCGGGACGCCGGCUCCGACCAGGAGCGGCUAGCGCUGCUCAACCUGGCCGUCCAGUUCGCGCCCACACCCGGCUCCGAGGAGCAGCAGCCGCUCGAGCUGCGCGACCACGGCCAGACGCUGACGGCCGCCCUGCUGCGCCGCCAACACGUGCUGCACGGCUGCGGCCGGCCAGAGGACCGCGCCGCCAACGCGCUCUACCUGAGACAGCUGCGAGACGUGCUGCCAGAGGCCACCAGCAAGAAGUUUGAGCGCGAGCUGGAGUCUGUGCUGGCGGCUGCCGACGAGCAGCCGGCUGCAGACGAGGAGCGGCCCUUCAAGCUGCCCAAAAUCUACGGCGGGCUGCACUACAAGCUGAAGCGCACGUCGGCGCUGGUGAACCCGGCCUACGUGGAGGGCAAGGGCCGCUGCCUGGUGGCCAACGAGGACAUCCCGCCCGGCUCGGUGCUGAUCACGGACUCGCCGUACGCCUGGGCUCUGGGCUCGGACCGGUGGCAGACCCACUGCCAGAACUGCUGCCGGCGCACUCUGGCUCCGGUGCCGUGCACUCAGUGCGCCGCAGUCGUGUUCUGCAGCGCCGGCUGCCGCCAGGCCGCCUGGAGCCGUUUCCACCGCGCCGAGUGCGGUAUUCUGGAGCACCUGCGCGGCGGCGGCCUGACGCCGAUGGCUCUGAUGGUGGCGCGCACUGCGCUGACGGCCGGUAUGGCCCGGCUGCGGCCCUACCUGGCCCGCUGCGACUCGUACGACAUCACCGACGUCGAUCCGGCCGCCGUGUACGACUCGCUCGAGUACGACGCCGUGUUCGACCAGGUGCCCAACAGCGCGUUCCGCUCGAUCCUGGACGCGAUCCGUCGCGGCACGCUGGCCAUCUACCUGCUGCGCUGCCUGCUGCUCACCGAGCUGGCCGCGCCGCCAGCUGAACUCGACGAGCGCCAGCAGCUGCAGCUGGCCGCCCUGCUGCUUCGACACCUGGAGAGCUGCGCCUGCAACGGCUUCCAGCUGAGCGAGCUGGUGCCGGCCGAGGAGCUGGGCCGAGACGCUGACGACGAGCCGGAGGCCGUGGAGCUGGGCGGCGCCGUCAGCGCCACCAUGAGCCUCAUCAACCACAGCUGCGACCCCAACAUGACGCGCGUCAACCACGGCCGACACCUGAUCGCCAUCACCACGCGGACCGUGGCCGCCGGCGAGGAGCUCCAGGACAACUACCGGGCGCUGUUCCACGAGGCGCCGCGCGCCGUGCGCCAGGCAGCGCUGCUCGAGCGCUACCACUUCACCUGUCGGUGCUCGGCGUGCCGGCUGCACUGGCCCAUGUACGACCGGCUGUCGGCGGUGGCGCCGCGCGCCGCCGUGCGCGACCUGCUCGAGACCGGCGCGCAGUCAGAGUCAGACGGAGAGUUCCGCAGCGCCGCGCAGGCGUUCGCCGCCGCCGCCCAGCUGGUCGAGGCCGACCACGACGACCCGCUGCAGCCCAACCGGCUGCUGGUCGACUGCCAGGGCUACCUGACCCGCUGUCUGUGGCUGGCCUACCGACUGUGAGCGGCCAGCGGGAGAGGAUGGAAAGAGAAUCGUCAGACAGGGCCCGGACAGAGGCGGCGAUCGAUUGCGAGCGGCCCACGGCGCCCGGCUUGGUGAGGAGCUGAGACAUCACCUGUCCCAGACAGAGUCAUGAGACGAGCUACCGCUGGCAGAGCGAGAUCAGCAGGAGAUCGUUACACCCCUCUAGGGUUAGACGACACCCCAGUCGUUAGUGAUCCAUGGGCGAGCGGCGCCCGAAGACAUGAACUAGUCCCUCGAUGGCUGUUACGCCGUCUCGGCGCGGCGCGCGAUGUGCGGAGUAUAGGUGGGGGCAGCUCGGUGAAGGGGAGCUCUAGCCGUGUGUCUCGACCGGUGUCUCUCCGAGGGGCGGACGGUGACCCGGUCGGACGGAUCCGCCGCCGGGGCGGUAUGUAGACGCCUUGGAGCGGCGACUCUCAUCCCCGGGCCGGUCGAAUGGUCCGCACCGGCCGGUCAGUCAGCUGACGGGCGGACGCCGACCUUGGCCGUCAGCUGAGCGCCGCAUGGCGUGACCGAGCACCGGCGGCCGCCCGGUCCGCCCACUGUAGACGCCGGAGCGCAGUGCAAUAAACGGGCCCGCGGGGCUCACCGAGCCGCCAUCGA